Messenger RNA from Solanum dulcamara, 1090 nucleotides. RefSeq lists its product as uncharacterized. NCBI's taxonomy places the organism in Eukaryota, Viridiplantae, Streptophyta, Magnoliopsida, Solanales, Solanaceae. The record is from RefSeq and is a predicted model, not a curated record. The transcript has 5 exons. The coding region runs from base 96 to 833 and encodes 245 amino acids. Gene Ontology annotation, molecular function: tubulin binding; ubiquitin protein ligase binding; S100 protein binding.
GUUGGAACGCCAAGCCCAUUAACACGCAUUCACGCGCCAUUAGGGUCUGGAAACUUCCUUCCAGAAUUUCCUAUUAUCAGUUUCUAGCAUUUUCUAUGCUACUAAAUACUAGGAACGUCCUCCAAAACCCAGAGUUCACAUUUGAUUUUAUUGAAAGAAGAAGAAAAUACAAAAUGGCAGCAAACGAUUUAGCUUUGGAUUUGGAGGAACUUCACCAUCUUCAGAGUAUAGCGAAACGGCCUCGUGUGCUUUCUCUCAUUUCCUCUGAGAUUCGUAACUUGGAGAAGCUGUCAAAAGAUGGUGCUUCACUGCCAUCCUCGCAAAUACCAGCUCCAGUUUCAACUGCAGCAAAGGUGAUCCAUAACCCAUCACUGAACUAUGUCUCUGUUUCAUCCUUCAGUUGGGAUCAAGACAAUGACAAAGUGAAGAUUUAUCUAUCAUUGGAAGGAGUAGAUCAGGAGAAAAUGGAGGCACAUUUCAAGCCUACUUCUUUUGAUGCCAAGUUUCAUGAUGUACAUGGAAAGAACUAUCGCUUCUCCUUGCCGAAAUUGAACAAAGAGAUUGUACCUGAGAAAUGUAAGGUGCUUGUGAAACCCACAAGGGUUGUCAUCACCUUGGCCAAAGCCUCCAAAGGGAACUGGUUGGAUUUGCAUUACAAAGAGGACAAGUUCAAGCCAAAUUUGGACAAAGAAAAAGAUCCCAUGGCAGGAAUUAUGGAUUUGAUGAAGAACAUGUAUGAGGACGGUGAUGAGGAAAUGAAGAAGACGAUUGCAAAAGCCUGGACCGAUGCUAGAUCUGGCAAGGCAACUGAUCCAUUGAAACGCUACACCUGAAGGCUGAAAUAGGUCUGUUUACAGAUUUUAGUGGCUUAUUCUGGGUGAGCAGUUGCAGGCUGUAUUCUGUUACCAUUUGAGUAGCUUGUAGACCGGAUAAUCAAGAAUUUCUAUGUAGAAAUUUUACAGUAUGUUGCUUGCAUGGUUCUUCUUUAAGCCUUUAUUAGAUGAUUGUUGAAAUUGGUAUAUAUGCAGCUGGUAUCAAGUAAUUGUCUUUAAACUGGAGUACCUUUUUAUGAUAAAUGUUUUUAUUUCUA